Messenger RNA from Toxorhynchites rutilus septentrionalis, 1800 nucleotides. Its product is annotated as proclotting enzyme-like. NCBI's taxonomy places the organism in Eukaryota, Metazoa, Arthropoda, Insecta, Diptera, Culicidae. Bases 186 to 1502 code for a protein of 438 amino acids. Gene Ontology annotation, molecular function: serine-type endopeptidase activity. Gene Ontology annotation, biological process: proteolysis. The record is from RefSeq and is a predicted model, not a curated record. The transcript is spliced from 4 exons.
CGUUGGCUUCAGUUGCUGAGUGUGCGUUGAACGAUGAAGAUCGCGAAAUUCGCCAGAACGAUAGGAUAGUAUUGCCGUUUUCUGUUAUUUUUUUAAUGAUAGAUUGGAACAGUGAAAGUGAGAUUUGAGUGGGUGUGCUGGAGGUAGCUGUGGUUUCACACCGGAUAUUGCUAAUUAGUUGAACCAUGAUGAUCGAAAGACGAGUUUUGGUAUUUAUAGUGAUUGGAUCGCUGAUAGUGAGCGCUGUGGCUGGUUUAAUUGCGAAAGAUUUGGAACAAAAUGAUGAUGACAUAGAUACAAUCGAUAGAAAUCUGGUUGAAGGGGAAGAUAAUAAAACACGCGAUUUACCAGCUAAACUUCCGCGGAGGAGACAGCCGUUUCGAGAACUCAAAGCUGAACGUGAGAAGAAACACCGGGAUUUUAACCACGUCAGAAGAAAGCGAUUUAUUGGCCAAAUGUUCAAUCCUCCCAACAAAGCAUACCAGGAAUGCGUCACUCCGAAUGGAGAGAAGGGACACUGCAAACGAUACCAACACUGUCGUCUACAGGAUUCCAAAGACAUAUGGAAGAUGCUUGGACAAUUAUGUGUAAUCGAAAAUAUAUCUAUCGGAGUAUGCUGUCCGGAUAACCGUACGGAGGGUAUUGGCCCGGAGUUUUCCGUUCGCUUGCCAGCACAGGGUGACGACGGGUAUGAUCCUGUCGAAGGACUAGACGGCGACGGCAGUAAUGAUGAAGGGAGAGACGCAAAAACCGAAGAGCGAGGCUGUGGAAUAUCGACCAAGCAGGUGCCGAAGAUUGCCGGAGGUCGUCCAGCGGAUCCUGGAGAGUGGCCCUGGAUGGCAGCGCUGAUCACAAACCAGGCGCAACAAUCAUUUUGUGGAGGAGUUCUAGUUACCGACAGACAUGUGUUGACGGCAGCGCACUGUAUGCUGAAUUUGAAGAUCAAUCAGUUUUUGGUGCGUUUGGGGGAGUACGAUUUCACUCAGUACAAUGAAACAAGGUCGAGAGAUUUUCGGGUGACUGAGAUUAGGAGUCAUUCCGAUUUCGAUCCCGUUACUUAUGAGAACGAUAUUGCACUUUUGAAGCUAUUCAGACCUUCGUUUUUCAAUUCGUACAUUUGGCCGAUUUGUAUGCCGCCACUCGAUGACAACUGGAACGGUUACAAGGCGGUGGUCGUUGGCUGGGGAACACAGUUCUUUGGCGGACCUCAUUCGAUGAUAUUGAUGGAGGUGACAGUUCCCGUUUGGUCCAAUGCGGAAUGCCAGGAAGUGUACAUCAAUCGAAUCUAUGACACUAGCCUAUGCGCGGGAGAUUAUCAAGGAGGGAAGGAUUCAUGUCAGGGAGACAGCGGAGGUCCCUUGAUGGUUCAGCUUCCAAACAAACGAUGGGUUACCGUUGGGAUCGUUUCCUGGGGAAUAAGAUGUGGCGAAGCAAAUCAUCCCGGCAUAUAUACCCGCGUUAGUUUGUACGUCAGAUGGAUAAUCGAAAACGCGGUGUUUUAAGAUUGCAUUACGAUUAGCGACUACCCUGGUGCGGAAUGACAGUAGAGUAACGAUUAAAUACAAAUUUGCAAAAGUAAUUAUCUUCAAACUCAAUCAUUUAAUCGAGUUCUUUACUAAGUUGCGUGAUUGAUGCCAUUGUUCAACGAAUGACAAGGUAUCAUUAUAAUGGAUAUCGUGGCGAGAAAACCAUUUCCCUGAGAAUAUAGCAUCAUGUCGAGACGUGAAACGGAGAUGUUCGAAUUAUCCGUAAUUGGGAAAAAAUAAUGAGAUUAUAAUAAAUAUUAUUCUGAUAUGAUUG